This is a messenger RNA of Talaromyces proteolyticus, 878 nucleotides long. RefSeq lists its product as uncharacterized. Bases 221 to 691 code for a protein of 156 amino acids. The record is from RefSeq and is a predicted model, not a curated record. The transcript is spliced from 4 exons. Lineage: Eukaryota; Fungi; Ascomycota; Eurotiomycetes; Eurotiales; Trichocomaceae.
UACUUCAUUGUACACCCCUAUUGUUUAUUUCGGGUAAAUAUGCAUAAUGCAUAAUCAUCAUGCAGCUGGGCAGCCUCGUCCACGUCACCUGACCAUUACCCCCCCAAGGCUGAAUUGAAAUCCAAGGCUGAAUAGAAAGCUAUAUAAUUCAGCUUCUUGUUUCUAUCUUCUCAGUUCAUAAUCUUAUUAUCGACAUCAAUACGUCCAUUCCCCAGUCAAAAUGCGUAUCCUCAACUCAACUCUUCUGUUGCUUGGUAUAUUCUCUUCUGCGAGUGCCGGGCCAUUGCUCGACAACCUUCAGCAAUCAGCUUCGAGUCUGGCGUGGUCCGGUGGUCGCUCAAAAGGCGGAAGAAUUCUAGUUCGUCAAAAGGUAGCCAAGUGGAGUUAUUCCAACCCAGCUCUGGCAACUUGUGUCGUCACAGGUGGUGUAUUCAUUGCUGCUCCGGGAGUCGUGUCAGCCCCGCUUCUUACCGCCGCAGGGUUCAUGGGGUCUGGAGUGCAGGCCGGUUCCGCGGGUGCCGCUGUCCAUGCGACAAUUGGAAACGUUGCUGCCGAUAGUUAUUUUGCUAUCCUACAAAGUGCCGGUGCUGGGGGCGUCGCAGCUCUCGGAGCUGUGAAUGGAGCGAUACAGGCUUCUGGUGCAGCAAUAGCUGCUUCUAGUGGAGGAUUAUAUCUCAAGUCAAAAUUAUGAUGACAGCAUGGAUUAUUUGUAUUGUUUGAUGGCAGGCGAAUUGAGAGCUCGCAGCACUACUACAUCUGUAAUGAUUGCUUUUCUGAACUCGUGGCCAAUUUUUAGAGUGUUCAGUCUCGCUACCAAGUAGAGUUGCCAGCCUCAUGGUGGCAAUCGACCUAGACAGUCAGGGGCCCUCGACUAGGUC